Messenger RNA from Aspergillus costaricaensis CBS 115574, 312 nucleotides. Its product is annotated as EthD domain-containing protein. The record is from RefSeq and is a predicted model, not a curated record. The transcript is spliced from 3 exons. NCBI's taxonomy places the organism in Eukaryota, Fungi, Ascomycota, Eurotiomycetes, Eurotiales, Aspergillaceae. Gene Ontology annotation, molecular function: oxidoreductase activity. The coding region runs from base 1 to 312 and encodes 103 amino acids.
AUGACCAAGCACCUAAUUCGCUUCGACAAUUAUGUGAAGCGGCAUCCGUCUCUCACUGCGGAAGAAUUUCGCCACACCUGGACUGCUAGUCACGCUCCGUUGUUGAAGAAUUGGUUGGCACGCCACGGCGUAUACCGCUAUACCCUUUUUCACACCCCACCAGUCAUGGCCCAGCAGUACCUGGGCCAGGGACCCGCCGACAGCGAUCAGGUAAUGGCAUCCUUUGACGGACACGCGGAGAUUGUGUUAGAAAACUGGGAAAUUCUGAGCCGCCUGCGUGCAGAUCCCUACUAUCAAGAGGUGCUAAAUUGA